Molecule: messenger RNA, 2475 nt
Organism: Danio aesculapii
Lineage: Eukaryota; Metazoa; Chordata; Actinopteri; Cypriniformes; Danionidae
Product: pre-B-cell leukemia transcription factor 3
Exons: 9
Coding region: 1277-2437 (386 amino acids)
Biological process (GO): animal organ morphogenesis; regulation of transcription by RNA polymerase II; eye development
Cellular component (GO): nucleus
Molecular function (GO): DNA-binding transcription factor activity, RNA polymerase II-specific; RNA polymerase II cis-regulatory region sequence-specific DNA binding
Source: RefSeq, a predicted model, not a curated record
CAUACUAUGGUGUAAGGAAGCGAGGGGGCCCGUGCAAUUCAUUAUUAGUUUGAAUCAGACAAUAUAAAACUCCGACCUUUUGUUUGUUUUAUAAUGUAACGGCAUCUCAAUGCACGGGCGCGCUUUUAAAUGAGGCACGCGUAAAGCGGAGACUUAAACGCUGUUGAUUUGAUGCUCCGCUCUCAUCAUUAUCAUCACCAGCAGUAUCAUUAGUAGCUAACUGGCAUUUUGUUUUCGGGGGCUUCGGCGAGAAGUGACAAGAAUCUAAGACCCCUCCUCUGCAGGGCGGAGCGUGCAUUUUGAUGUCGAUUUUGUAUCUUUUUUUCUUCUCUGACACGUCCGCACUGAGUGAAUGGCAUUGGCACAUUGUCAAUCGCUCACUACCGCUGCCAUCAAACAACAUAAAGCACACACAGCCCGCGCGCUCGACUCAUAAAUUUCCGCCAGCAGAUAUUUUUGCGCAUCGCUUUAUGGCGCGUGAUUAAUUUUUUUCGCCAGUUUUUCUAUUUUACCUACUGAAAGUGAGAAAACUUUUUUAUACGUUUUUAUAUAUAUUUUUUUCUCUACAAUCUUUAUAGCUCUGGUCGCCGGUGCUGAUGGUUUAAUUUAUUUCAUUCGGCUUCUUUUAUUUUCUUAUGCAUUUUUUUAUUUUUUGGAGGAAAAAAAGAAAUCUUUUUAAAGACAACAUUUUGCCAGUUGUCCACACUCAACCUGCGUCUUUUUAAUUACACAAUCAUUAAUUUUGAUUAAUUAUCACUUUCCGUCAGAGGCAUGGGAUGUUUUGUUUGCAACUCUUUGUAAUACUACGGAUUUGUCCAAGUUUUCCAGAAGUGCACAAGGCGAAAUUAUCCUAAGAAGAACGCAAAUAAGAAUUCCAGACAUCUGCAAAGGACCCCAGCUCUUCAAAGAGAAAAAAGACAAAUUGGCAUGAAGAUUCGGACAGGAUUGAACGGGCAACCGCUGUCACCUGAACGCUGAAGUUUACUUCAAUAACAGACAAGAAAGAUCAUCGCUAAUUUUCCUCUAAUGGACAUUCUUACUGGGGGAUCAAAGACGAUUUAAAUCUUUUCCCGGGACAUCAAUUCCGCGAUCCAGCGAUUUAUUGUAUUUUUUCUUCUCUUCUGCGUUGCUUCACGGUCAAUAUUUUGUGCACGGUAGCGACCCGUUAAACGCCGCACAUGAAAUAAUCAAGUUGUUUUUGCAUGUGCAUUAUCCGACUUUAUUUCACCCAUCUCAGUGACUGAGCACGAGCGCAUUGAUUGUGUUGCGGCGGACUAUGGACGAGCAAGCCCGGAUCAUGCAGACACUCGGCGGUGUCAGCCUGGCUGGUCACUCGGUGCAGGGCGGCAUGGCUCUGCCGCCUCCACAUGGACACGACGGAACCGAUGGGGAUGGAAGAAAACAAGACAUCGGUGACAUUCUGCAUCAGAUCAUGACCAUCACCGACCAAAGCCUGGACGAGGCGCAAGCAAAGAAACAUGGGCUCAACUGUCACAGAAUGAAGCCAGCCCUCUUCAGUGUGCUCUGCGAGAUCAAAGAGAAAACAGGUCUAAGUAUCCGCGGGGCUCAGGAGGAGGAUCCACCAGAUCCACAGCUGAUGCGUCUGGACAACAUGCUGCUGGCGGAGGGUGUAGCCGGACCAGAGAAGGGUGGAGGAUCAGCGGCAGCGGCGGCGGCAGCAGCAGCGGCUGGCAGUCCCACUGACAACUCCAUCGAGCACUCCGACUACAGGGCCAAACUCUCCCAGAUCAGACAGAUCUACCACACCGAGCUGGAGAAAUACGAGCAGGCAUGUAAUGAGUUCACUACCCACGUCAUGAACCUGUUGAGGGAGCAGUCUCGCACACGGCCCAUCUCGCCCAAAGAGAUUGAACGCAUGGUCAGCAUCAUUCAUCGCAAAUUCAGCUCCAUCCAAAUGCAGCUUAAACAGAGCACCUGUGAGGCCGUCAUGAUCUUGAGGUCCCGCUUCCUUGACGCCAGACGGAAACGGCGGAACUUCAGCAAGCAGGCGACCGAGAUCCUGAAUGAGUAUUUUUACUCGCAUCUUAGUAACCCUUACCCCAGCGAAGAGGCCAAAGAGGAGCUGGCUAAGAAGUGCAGCAUAACAGUAUCCCAGGGGGUGGGAACCACCAUCACAGUGGCACAGGUAUCCAACUGGUUCGGCAACAAGAGGAUCCGCUACAAAAAAAACAUCGGCAAGUUCCAAGAGGAGGCCAACCUGUAUGCCGCUAAGACAGCCGUGACUGCAGCACAUGCAGCAGCUGCCGCCGUCCAGAAUAGUCAGACCAACUCACCCACCACACCCAACUCCGGAUUCCAGAUGAAAGAUGAAGAAUUUCAGCUGGAUUCUGCAGAGAACAAAAACACUCUAUUAACCAACAUGUUCACUGGUGGAUACCCUGCGCCAUGUUAUCAGUCAGACGGCAGGAUACAAUGAUGUCCUGGGGGGGAAUCCCAUGUAUAGUCCACAUGGCU